AAAGCACUUCUUUCCAUUCCAUCAAGUGAAAGAAAACGGGCCCUGUUAGCGAAUCUCAGUCUCAUUGGGCACUGGAGAAGAGAAUGACGGCACCUCAUGAUACCCAUGUACCGGCUGAUGUGGCUAUCUGAUCCCUCGGAUUAUGUAACCCCUUUUCGCACCACGGAUGCUUUGUAGUCUACUUGGGUGCACGGCUAUUUCACUACUAUUGCCAAUAGUAGUGAGGAUCCGUCUUACACAGUCAGAAAAGGGGGACGGAGAAGCUGAAGGUCAUGAAAAUUGGGAGCACCAGAACCACUCAGUCGAUCAGGUUUCAGGGUCCAACACAAUGAACCCAUGGACUAGGAAUUCUAUUAGCCGCGCACAGAUGAUGGUGGCAACGGGAAAGGAAUUGAUUGCAUUGGUGCAAGAUACAGUAGAGUCAAGCAGAGCUGAUAUAGACGGAAUAGCCUUCCUCUCACUGGUCGACCUCGAUGGUGAUCAUGGGUCUAAGCUGACAGCAUCAGACCCAAGUAUUCUAUUUAUACAUACAGAGCGGGAAAGGGCUCAUGUUUGCGUGAAUUGAUGUCCUGAGACAAACUCCAUUACCUACGGCUGAUUGGAGCGAACACGGGUCCAUGAAGUCAUCGCUCGGUUACGCUGCCGAAGUGAUCACAACGUGCGCAUUGAGUUUCAUACAGCAGA
Messenger RNA from Aspergillus vadensis CBS 113365, 684 nucleotides. RefSeq lists its product as uncharacterized. The transcript has a single exon. The record is from RefSeq and is a predicted model, not a curated record. Bases 167 to 565 code for a protein of 132 amino acids. NCBI's taxonomy places the organism in Eukaryota, Fungi, Ascomycota, Eurotiomycetes, Eurotiales, Aspergillaceae.